AAUGCCUAUUACAUAAAUAAAAUCUAUUGAAAUCCAACAUUUUUUGAUUACCUAAAACGUGAAAAAAAUAAUCAUUAUGAUCAAAUCAUUUCUAGCCACUGUCAACUAUCACAGCCAGUUAAAGAAAAUUAUGUACUUGAACAAAUAGUUAGUAAUUUCGAAUAUAUUUCAUUUCUCAAUGAUUUUUAUAUCAUACAAGCAUAGUUUCUUCAUAUAUCACCGAUAAUAUAUAGAUAUAAUAUAGAUUAUAUAGACACAUAGUAUAGACAUUUUUUUUCAUAUAUAGACUUCAAUAUAACCAAUAUUCGCUAUUAUCGUUAUCUGCAUGACAAAACAAUAGUACACUAUAUACACUAUAUACACAUCCUAUAUAUAUACAUCCACAUAAAGAAACGUGAAAAACGUGCAUUACGACACAUCACUGUGAAAUUUUGUAAAUAAUUUGAAAAAUAAAGUCAAUCAUCUAUUGUAUUGUAUGAGGGGAAAAAAUUGUUAGAAAUGAAAUUUUUUUAAAAUAUAUUUUAAACUUAUUAAGACCAGUACAAGAGAGCUAGUUGGUUAAUUGAUUUAAAUAAGUAUUAAUAUUAAUAUUUAUAAAAUUUAAUAUUAAUAAUCAAAUCUAAUAUUAAUAAUCAAAUAGAUAAUAUUUUUUAACCGAAUUAUCAAUUUUAUUUGAAACAUUUUAAGUAUUAUUAUAUUAUAUCAUUUGGCUAAUUGACAAUGCAAUAAUUGAUAAUCAUAGUGAACUAAUUGUAUUAAUAAAGUUUGUGAAGGCAACAUUCAAUAUGUUACAUCUAUACAUAUAGAUAAAAUUUGUAUUGUUCCGAAAUUUUUUUAUUAAUAUUUUGAAAUCUAAUAAACUGUUUCUUCAUUUUCUUUAAUUGUGAAGUUUUUUAAAAGAAUAUUCAAAUUUUAAAUUUAAAAAAUUUAUUCCUAUAAAUUUCAGUAAAAGUAUGUUUUUCGGAAAUAUAGCCAAUAUCACGAACAAUUACACAUUCAAACAAGCAAUACUUGGUGAUCUGCUUCAUGAUACAAAGAAAAUUUUAUAUGCAUAAUGAAUAAUUUAAAUAAUUUCAACAUGAAAAAGAACAUUUUUCUUAUGUAACUUUUUAACUAUUUUACUAUUUUAAUUCAUGAAAUUGUUUUACGGCCUUUUUAGAAUUUAUUUUUGUAUUCUUUAUCAAUUUGAUUUUUUUAGUUGUGUUUGAUUUAGAUAUUAAUAAUAAUCGAUAUUAAUAAAAAUAACUGAUAAAGAGUUUAUUAUUAAGUGUAUUAAAUAAUUUUGAAUUUCAGAUAUCAUCAUUUAACUAAUUAAAACAUUUAAUACUAAUUAAAACAUUUAAAUACUAAUAAUAAAAGAAAAAUAUUUAAAUAUUUCAGCAAAAUAAGUGGCAAGUGCAUUUUUCUUAAACUUCUAAUCCAAUAGCCUUGCAAAUUCCAAAUAAAUAGAAUUUUCUUUUGUGGUUUUAUAAUUAAUUUGGUUGCAUUUUAAAGAAAAUGGCUUUUAUUAGUGUUAUAUUGUUUAAAUAUUUGUUAAAGAAUUCAUUUUUAUAUACUGAGUAAUCUGUUGAUUGCCUUAAUUAUUUUAUUCAGCGAUUUCUUAUUAUCAAGAGAUUUAGAGCUUUGCCAUGCUUUUUUUAAUUUUUCCUUUUUUUUAAUUUGCUUCAUAAUAAAAUCUGAAUAUUUGUUUUGAAUAAAAUAAAUUAUUGUAGAAAUUAAUUGCUUCAACAAUAUGCUGUCUUAGAUUUUACUACUUUUUCAAUUUAGAUUUUAUUACUUUGUCUGUUAUAUUUUGUGUUUAAUUAAUGAAAAGUGAGUUAUAAUACAAUUUAAUUUAUUAAAUUUUCACAAAAAAACUAUUCAAUUUAUAUAUUUACUGUAAAUCUAUUGUAUUACCAUUAUAAUUGAAUGAUCAAACAAAAAAUCAAUAAGGUAAGCUUGAAUAACAAGACAAGAUACUUUUAAUGAAAAGAUACUUUAUUUAGAUUGAUCAAUUGAUCAAAUAAAUUGAUUCACCAAUGCUUAUGUGUUUUAAUUUAUUUAUUCACAUAUUUUUUUAGGAAUAUUCUAUUUUUUGGAUUUGUGAUUUUUAAUCCUUAACAAUAAUUUUUCGCAUUGAAUUCAUUAUUUAUUAGAAAUUUAUUAAUUAUAUUUAUAAAGAAAACAUCAAAAUCUUGUUUAAAUUAUAUAUCACUACUGAUAUUAGAAUAUCAAUAGAACUAUUGCAUUUAUUAAUUGUAAGUAAUCAUGCUUAUAAAUUGAGAAUACAUAACAUUUUAUAUUGAUCUUGAUUAUUUUGAUUAUAUGAUAUUUAUUUUCAUGUAUUUUAUUACUAGGAUAUUACAUUGUCAUAUUUUCUAAUCUUUGAUUAAUUGUUUUUAGUGAAAUGUAUAAUUACAAAUUUUUUAACUCAUAAAAAUUUCUUGUUUAUGCUUAUAUUGCAUAAUCAUAAUUAUAAUCAUAAUUGUAAAUUGUUAAAUAUAAAAGAUAAAACUAUAAAUAAUAUAUAUUUUGAUUAUUUAUAAAAAAUGGACUUCUUAUUUUUAUUAAAAAAAUAAUUUUUUUCAUUUUUGUGCAUAUAAUAAUAAAGGCUAUAAUUAAUAAUAAUAGUAAUUUAUCUUUUCAAUUUUUUUUAACUGAAAAUUUUAUAUAAAUUAUUAAAUAUUAUAAAGUAUUCUGUAAUAUACAUACAAAGUAGUAUUUAAUAUUUUAGAUUACUUAUAAUUUUCAAAAAUAAGUACAUAUAAUAAUAACAAUAAUACUAUUUUAUAUAUUUUAUUUAAUAUAUAUUAAUGUUUGUAAUUCAUUUAAUAACUUUUUAUAAAUUAUCAUUAUUAUUUAUAUUAUUCUCAAUUUUUAAUUUAUGUUUAAUUUAUAUUUUAAUUUCUUUCACUUAAUUUUAUAUAAUUUUGUUUUUUUUAUUUUUAUUAAUUUAUAUGUUAUAAUAAUACAAUUGAUAAAAAGCUAAUGAUAAGUUAAUGAUAAUGAAAAGUUUAAAUUUUUUUAUUUUAAUAUUUCAAUAUAAAUAUUUUAAAUAUAAAUAGAACUCAAUCUAUUCAAAACUUAUAUAUUAUAUUUAUAUAUUUAUAUAUUAUAUAAAUAUAUUUAUAUAUUUAUUUUAUCAUUUUUAAUAUUUGUAUUAUAUUCUAUUUAUUAUAAUUAUUUAUAUAUGAUUAUUAAAAAAAUUAUAUAUAUUUAAAUUAAUUUUUCUAGAAAAAUAUUUUGUUUUUCAAUUUAUCAUAAAAAAUAUAAUAAUAGAACUUACAAUCAAGUUUCUGAUAUAAAAAAACAAUAUUAUUUAUCAAGUUUUACAUCAUGGAUUAUAUCUAAAGUAGAUUGUAUUCUAACAUAUUUGAACAAAUUAUUCAUCAUUAUGUUUUCAAAAGACUUAUAACUGUGGCGCUGUGAUUCGUAUGAAAUUCUUGUUGAAUGUAUAAGUUCGUUUAUUUAAUAGGAACUAUUUGUUUAAAGUUAUUUUUAUCGAAGUUUUUAAGAUUGUUCAAGUAAUCAUUUUUUGUUUCUGAACUGUGAAGGUAACAAGUUAAUUUAUAUAUUAAAUGAUUUGAUACGAAAAAUAAAAUGAAAAUGCUUAUGAAAGUGUCGCAAAGUUCCUUGACAGUUGCUUUCACGAAAAGUGCAAUACAAAAAAAGACGUUUCCUUUUCUCAAAAAAUGUGAUUUUUCCUCUCAAAAGGUAUCUAAUAAUAAAAUAACAAGAAAAUCAAUUGUUACACCAUUCCCUCCGUUAACCGAACCGAUUCCUAAUUUACCUAAAGCUAUUUAUGCUACUGCUAAAGAAGAACAUCAGGGUACUAAAGUAACAGUUUUGUCGAAUGGAUUAAAAGUUGCUUCUGAAAAUCGAUUUGGUCAAUUUUGUACAAUAGGUGUAUUGCUUGAUUCUGGUCCUCGAUAUGAAAUUGCAUAUCCUAGUGGUAUUUCACAUUUUUUGGAAAAAUUAGCAUUUAGUUCUACCAAAACAUAUAAAAAUAAAGAUCAGAUAAUGCUUGCAUUAGAAAAACAUGGAGGUAUAUGUGAUUGUCAAGCAUCCAGGGAUACAUUUGUUUAUGCAGCAUCAGCAGAACGUCAUGGAUUGGAUACUGUCGUACAAAUUUUAGGAGAUAUUGUUUUAAGACCUCAAAUUACAGAGGAAGAGAUAAAUGCAGCAAGACAGAUGAUACACUUUGAAUUAGAAUCUCUACUUACCAGACCAGAACAAGAGCCAAUACUUAUGGAUAUGAUUCAUGCAGCUGCAUAUAGAAGCAAUACUCUUGGAUUUCCAAAAAUUUGUCCAAAAGAAAAUAUUGAUCUUAUAGAUAGAAAAAUAUUAUUUGAUUAUUUAAAACGCCAUUAUUUACCACAUAGAAUGGUAGUAGCUGGAGUAGGUAUAGAACAUGAGGAUCUUGUUUCAGCAGUUCAAAAAUAUUUCGUCAAUGAAAAAUCAGUUUGGGAAGAAGAAAGAAUAGAAGAAAAUUUAAUAUCUGUAAGAAAAUCUUUAAAUAGAGUUGACGCUUCAAUUGCUCAAUAUACAGGAGGUUACAUACUAGAAGAAUGUAAUGUACCUGUAUAUGCAGGGCCUAGUGGUUUACCAGAAUUAUCACAUGUAGUAAUAGGUUUAGAAGGUUGUUCUCAUCAAGAUUCAGAUUUUGUAGCAAUGUGUGUUUUAAAUAUGAUGAUGGGUGGUGGUAAUAGCUUCAGUGCUGGAGGUCCAGGAAAGGGAAUGUAUACUCGGUUAUACACAAAUGUACUUAACCGAUAUCACUGGUUAUAUAGUGCAACUGCAUAUAAUCAUGCAUAUGCUGAUUCAGGUCUUUUUUAUAUUCAUGCAUCUUGUAUACCAUCUCAUGUCAGAGAUAUGGUAGAAGUAAUUGUGCACGAAAUGGUUACUAUGACAAAUAAUAUUGUAGACAGCGAAUUAGCGAGAGCAAAGAAGCAACUACAAUCUAUGUUACUUAUGAAUUUAGAACAAAGACCUAUUGUAUUUGAAGAUAUUGGAAGACAGGUUUUAGCCACUGGUUCUAGAAAACGGCCAGAAUACUUUAUACAAGCAAUUGAUGAGAUAUCAAAAGACGAUAUAAAAAAUGUAGCACGUCGAUUACUUAAAUCACCACCUAGCGUAGCUGCUCGAGGAGAAGUGAGAACUAUUCCUUCAAUUAGAGAUAUUCAAGCUGGAUUAAUUGAUGAGCAAGGCAGAUUACCUGGUUCCCGUAGUAGAUUAUCACUCUUUCGUUGAUUAAAAAAAGUUAUUAAUGUAGAAAAUAUUUUUUUGGCAAAAUUAUUUGCCAUAUAUAAAUUGUUGAUUUAUCUCGAAAUUAAGAUUUUAUAUUCUGAAUAUCACAUGUGAUUAUAAAAGUGUUCUUUAAUUUAUUUACAAUCUAUAUUUCAAUAUAUUUAUUUUAACCUUC
Molecule: messenger RNA, 5401 nt
Organism: Apis cerana (Asiatic honeybee)
Lineage: Eukaryota; Metazoa; Arthropoda; Insecta; Hymenoptera; Apidae
Product: mitochondrial-processing peptidase subunit alpha
Cellular component (GO): mitochondrion
Molecular function (GO): metal ion binding; metalloendopeptidase activity
Source: RefSeq, a predicted model, not a curated record